This is a messenger RNA of Hemiscyllium ocellatum (epaulette shark), 3479 nucleotides long. RefSeq names its product F-box and leucine-rich repeat protein 6 (gene fbxl6). The coding region runs from base 419 to 2137 and encodes 572 amino acids. The record is from RefSeq and is a predicted model, not a curated record. Lineage: Eukaryota; Metazoa; Chordata; Chondrichthyes; Orectolobiformes; Hemiscylliidae. The transcript has 10 exons. Gene Ontology annotation, biological process: SCF-dependent proteasomal ubiquitin-dependent protein catabolic process. Gene Ontology annotation, molecular function: protein binding. Gene Ontology annotation, cellular component: SCF ubiquitin ligase complex.
ACAUAUUCAGUAGCUUGACAUCCGUAACCAGCUGUGGUAGAUAAUUAAUUAUCCUUUUGGGUAGGGAAGUUUUUUUCUGUCUCUCCCAAGCAGGGAAAACAUCCUCCUUGCAUCUAGUAUGUCCAACCCUGUUAAAAUUUUAUAUGUUUUAAUCAGAUCACCUCUGAAGACUACAGUUCCAAUAGAAACAAACCCUCCUCCUCACCAGCUGUCCCUACUAUGAGCUUCAUGAACCUCCAUGACUUCCUCUGUGGUGAAUGUAUUCUGUCUUAGGAAGAGCAAAACUGCAUACAGCACUCCAGCUGUGGUCUCACUAAGGCCCUGUAUAGCUGCAUGACGCUGAGACACUCCUCUUUAACAUUGAAUAAGGACUUGUGCAACUGAAGAAUUUCAUGAGGAGGACUGAGGGGAUACCGAGAUGGAAGGCUCUUCAACUCCCCACACCUCUAGGCCUACCCCUUCCCGGAAGAGGGAAGGGAGUGUGGAAAGCCAGAGCCGGUCACGUGUCCGAGUGACUUCUAAGCCAGUGAGGAAAGUGCGGCGAACAGCAAGGUGGAACACCAGGGACUAUACAAUCCAUGAUACUGACAACGACAUGCUCCUGAUCAUUUCUAAUGAAAACGGGAUGCACAAGAGGCCAAGGAAACUGGCAGGGAAGAAAAGCAGCUGCAAGUUAAACACACAGCGCAGCUCCCACAAAAACAAGGGGCUCCUGAAAAAUGCAGGGUUGAAGGAGGCCAGCUCCGUGGGCUUGGCAGGCCAGCAUAAGCAAACUGAUUCAGAUCUGGAGCCUGAGAAGCCAGAAGUCCUAGACCGAUGGGGUCAACAACUUCCAAUUGAAGUCUUGGUUCAUAUCUUCCAUUAUAUAGUGUCAUCGAAUGGCGCUGUGCCAUUUCUCUGUAGGAUGGCCCGAGUAUGUCAUCUGUGGUAUGGAGCUGCUGCUAACCCCAAACUCUGGCAGAAAGUCACAAUCUCCUAUUGCUGGGUGGAAUCUGGAAAGAAAUUGGUGCCGCCAGUUCAGAGAAAAAUCCAAAACACCCUCAACUGGCUGAAAGACAACCGGUUUUCACAGCUUCGGGAAUUUUCUCUCUGCCACUGGAAUAAUCUAGUGAGUUACACCAUGAAGACCAUUACUGAAUCCUGUCCACACUUAAUAUCGUUGCGGCUGACCAAUUGCACUGGUGUCACAUCUGAUGUCUUUGAGGCAUUGGCCACCCAUUGCCAGAAGCUGGAAAGUUUAAACCUGCAGCAUUCAGUGGUUGACACUGCCGCUGUUGUUAAUUUUCUUGAAGCAGCAGGUUCAAAUCUCAGACAGCUUUGUGUGACAUACAACAGUCGCCUGCACAACAUCUUCAAUGCCAUUGUGGCAGGCUGCUGUACUGAACUUCGACUGCUGGAGGUGAACACUGAAAUCAAGCAGACCAACCCCUACUUCCAGUUCUGCAUUGAAAUGUUGCAGGCAGGCUGUCCCAAGCUGCAGGUGCUGAGACUCCUGAACUUAACCUGGUUUCCGAAGGCUUGCACUAUGAUUGUUUCACCAGAGGUUGGUUUCUCUGAAUUGGAGGAAUUGUGCUUGGCCACGUCAUCAUUUUCAUUGGUUACUGAUGAAGUUCUGGUAAAGCUACUGCACUUGUCAUCGAGACUACGGACAUUAGAUCUGAGAGGCUGCUAUCGGAUCACAUCAGCGGGGCUACGACUUCUACCCUGCCAAGACCUGGCACGGCUGUUCCUGGGACUUUACUGUAGUACCACCACCCUGUUGCUGGCUAAACAGGGCUCUGAGCAGAUGGCAUUGAAGUGGAGGCAUUCUUUACAAGAACUGGAUCUCACCGGGCAGUGCUACAAUGAAAAAGACCUCGAGCUGGCUAUGCAAAUCCUAGCAGGGACUGAGGGAAACCAUCUUCUGCGAUCUUUAAACCUGGCUGGAACAAAGGUCACAUUGGAUGCCAUCAGAGUUGUGGUGAGCAACAGUCCCAAUUUGAACUACCUGAACCUGACUUCCUGCCGCUGCCUCCCCCGUGGGCUUAAACGCGUCUACCGAGGCGAGGAUGAGAUCUCCCACUUUGUCAACAGAUUGCUGGAAAGCACAAAGAACAGCAGCGCGACAGUGAGCGUGGACCACGAGGGGCAGUUGUGAAGCAAGUGGCCUGCUCUCAAAUACCAGCAAAGGCUAUGUUGCUCAUCAAUGAGUGGUGUGACUGACUCACUUUCUUAAACAAAGUGCAUGCGCGCGCGUGCAUAUAGGUUUAUCUGUGUGUAUGUGUAUGCACACAUCUGUGCCUCCAGCUCCCUCCAAAAAGUUCAAAGCACAAUCAGUAAAUAAAAAAUGUUAAAAAAAAUCUGUGCUCCAAUUUGAGAUCAGUUUCAAGCAGUAAAGACUGCACAGUUAGAAAUCAUCAAACAACAAUACCAAGUAAUAGAUAUACUGAAACAGAAUUGUUGGACUGUACUGGAGGUAUGGUGCUUUGUUGAUGUUGAGGAAAAUUUGCAAGGUUAAUGUGACUUUAAAAGUAACAGCCCAGACAAGGAACGCUGUAACUGAGCCUGGUUUGAAGUGUAGAAUAAGGGUUCUUUUGAGAUUGUAUGCAGCAGCUACAAAAUUCUGCUUCCUCUUUUCUAAACUGCUGAAUGUAGACUGCCAACUGGUCUCCCAUCCCUAUAAGUCCAUUGUACAAUUUAGUAUUUUUUAAACCACUUAAUAGGAACACUGUUGGGAAGGGGAACAGGUAGUGCCUUGUUUGUUUCUCUGUAGCCAUCAUCUUUUUGUAACCUCAUGCUUAAAUCGAAGUUCUUUCCUCUUCUCGACGGUGCUAAAUGGUCAUUUUAUUUAUAUACUUGUGUGGAAGAGCAAAGGUCAUGUUGUGACUAUUUGAAUCAUGGUGUUUUCCUGAAAAUAUCAAAUCAAAUUCAAAGUUUUUUAUAUAAUGUUUUGGGCUGUGGCGUUUUCAUUCUCAGGAAAAGUAAGGUAGCUUUCCUAAAUGGUUAAGCAACCGUGCAGAUUGGGUGCUAGAUACAUUCCUCCCAGAUUACAUGGAGAUUAGCCUGGCCUGGAAUUUCUUUACACAACCAACAACCCUUCCUCCAGGGAUGAGUUGUUUAAAGGAUUUUCAAAGUCCUGCUCCAGAAACCAGUGUAAGAACCUGGGCUGGGAAAGUGCUAGACCUGGCAGUUGCAUCCCAUAGCACACUCUUGUGUCAAGAAUUGCAUGUGCUGAUUGGCACGUGGUUAAGAGCCAUUGAGCUGUCAUCCCAUUAAGUUCCUUUGUGAGCUGGAGGAGGCACAUUGGCAUUGGUGGGUGAUGUUCCAGUGAGAACAGGAGAGCAUUCCAACUACUACAAUGUUCAGCAGCUGAAAAACCAGCUUUUAUGAUCUUGCAGUAUAUAUUCUACAAAAAUGUUUUAGACUCAUUAAUAAAGUCAAUGUAUAGAUAAAUGGAAUAUGUAAAUAUACAUAUAUCAUUAAAUAUUUGUAAAAUUUAA